Messenger RNA from Suncus etruscus (white-toothed pygmy shrew), 4457 nucleotides. It is a transcript of the gene HMGCR, whose product is annotated as 3-hydroxy-3-methylglutaryl-CoA reductase. The record is from RefSeq and is a predicted model, not a curated record. Gene Ontology annotation, molecular function: hydroxymethylglutaryl-CoA reductase (NADPH) activity; NADP binding; protein binding. The transcript has 20 exons. Bases 88 to 2751 code for a protein of 887 amino acids. Gene Ontology annotation, biological process: sterol biosynthetic process; isoprenoid biosynthetic process; coenzyme A metabolic process. Lineage: Eukaryota; Metazoa; Chordata; Mammalia; Eulipotyphla; Soricidae. Gene Ontology annotation, cellular component: endoplasmic reticulum membrane; peroxisomal membrane.
GUUGACUGGAGACGGGCCGGAGCGCCGGCUCCCAGCUUCGGCGGCCUCUAGUGAGAUCCAGAGGGGUCCAAGGAUUCCGUAGCAACAAUGCUGUCGAGGCUUUUCCGAAUGCAUGGCCUCUUUGUGGCCUCCCAUCCCUGGGAAGUCAUAGUGGGCACAGUGACACUGACCAUCUGUAUGAUGUCCAUGAACAUGUUUACCGGUAAUGAUAAGAUCUGUGGAUGGAAUUAUGAGUGCCCAAAGUUUGAAGAGGAUGUUUUGAGCAGUGACAUUAUAAUUCUAACAAUAACACGGUGCAUAGCUAUCCUGUAUAUUUACUUCCAAUUCCAGAACUUACGUCAACUUGGAUCAAAAUAUAUUUUAGGUAUUGCUGGCCUUUUCACAAUUUUCUCAAGCUUUGUAUUCAGUACAGUUGUUAUUCAUUUCCUAGAUAAAGAAUUGACAGGCUUGAAUGAAGCAUUGCCUUUUUUCCUGCUUUUGAUUGACCUUUCCAGAGCAAGUGCACUAGCAAAGUUUGCCCUCAGUUCCAACUCACAGGAUGAAGUAAGGGAAAACAUUGCUCGUGGAAUGGCAAUUUUAGGUCCUACGUUCACCCUUGAUGCUCUGGUAGAAUGUCUUGUGAUUGGAGUUGGAACCAUAUCAGGAGUGCGUCAACUGGAAAUUAUGUGCUGCUUUGGCUGCAUGUCAGUUCUUGCCAACUACUUUGUAUUCAUGACUUUCUUCCCAGCUUGUGUGUCCUUGGUUUUAGAGCUCUCUCGGGAAAGCCGUGAAGGGCGGCCAAUUUGGCAGCUCAGCCAUUUUGCCAGAGUUUUAGAAGAAGAAGAAAAUAAACCAAAUCCUGUUACUCAGAGGGUUAAGAUGAUUAUGUCUCUAGGUCUGGUCCUUGUUCAUGCUCAUAGUCGUUGGAUAGCUGAUCCUUCUCCUCAGAAUAGUACAGCUGAAAACUCGAAGGUUUCUUUAGGAUUGGAUGAAAAUGUGUCCAAAAGAAUUGAACCUAGUGUUUCCCUCUGGCAAUUUUAUCUCUCAAAAAUGAUCAGCAUGGAUAUUGAACAAGUCAUUACCCUAAGUUUAGCUCUCCUUCUGGCUGUCAAGUACAUCUUUUUUGAACAAGCCGAGACAGAGUCUACACUUUCAUUAAAAAACCCUAUCACAUCUCCAGUACUAACUCAGAAGAAAGUUCCAGAAAAUUGUUGUAGACGUGAUCCUGUACUUGUCAGAAAUCACCAGACCUUCCACUCAUCGGAGGAGACCAGAGUAAGCAAUGAAAGAAAAGUUGAGGUUAUAAAACCCUUAUUGGCAGAAACUGACACCUCAAACAAAGCUACAUUUGUGGUCGGCCACCCCUCACAUGAUUCUUCACUGGAACCAGAGACACAACAGGAACCUGAAAUUGAACUUCCAGCAGAGCCUCGGCCUAAUGAAGAAUGUCUGCAGAUACUUGAGAAUGCAGAGCAAGGUGCAAAAUUCCUCACUGAUCUUGAGAUCAUUCAGUUGGUCAAUGCCAAGCUUAUUCCAUCUUAUAAACUGGAAACUUUGAUGGAAACCCAUGAGCGAGGUGUAUCUAUUCGCAGACAGAUGCUUUCACAGAAACUUCCAGAGCCUUCUUCGCUACAGUAUCUUCCUUACAGGAACUAUAAUUAUUCCUUGGUGAUGGGUGCUUGUUGUGAGAAUGUCAUUGGGUAUAUGCCCAUCCCCGUUGGAGUGGCAGGACCUCUGUUCUUGGACGGAAAAGAAUUUCAGGUUCCAAUGGCAACCACAGAAGGUUGUCUUGUGGCCAGUACGAACAGAGGCUGCAGAGCUAUAUGUCUUGGUGGAGGUGCUAGCAGCCGAGUCCUUGCAGACGGAAUGACUCGUGGCCCGGUGGUGCGUCUUCCCCGUGCUUGUGACUCUGCAGAGGUGAAGGCUUGGCUUGAGACCCCUGAAGGGUUCGCGGUGAUAAAGGAGGCAUUUGACAGUACUAGCAGAUUUGCACGUCUACAGAGACUUCAAAUGAGUAUGGCGGGGCGCAAUCUUUAUAUUCGUUUCCAGUCCCGGUCUGGUGAUGCCAUGGGCAUGAACAUGAUCUCAAAGGGUACCGAGAAAGCACUUUUGAAACUUAAUGAGUAUUUUCCUGAAAUGCAAGUUUUAGCCGUCAGUGGUAACUAUUGUACAGACAAGAAACCUGCUGCUAUAAACUGGAUAGAGGGAAGAGGAAAAUCUGUUGUUUGUGAAGCAAUCAUUCCUGCCAAAGUUGUCAGAGAAGUGUUAAAGACAACUACAGAAGCUCUGAUUGAGGUCAACAUUAAUAAGAAUCUUGUGGGCUCAGCAAUGGCUGGGAGCAUUGGAGGCUACAAUGCACAUGCGGCCAAUAUCGUUACUGCCAUCUACAUUGCCUGUGGGCAGGAUGCAGCGCAGAACGUUGGUAGUUCAAACUGCAUUACCUUAAUGGAAGCAACUGGCCCCAGAAAUGAAGAUCUGUACAUCAGCUGCACCAUGCCAUCCAUAGAAAUAGGAACUGUUGGGGGCGGCACCAACCUGCUCCCUCAGCAAGCCUGUUUGCAGAUGCUGGGUGUUCAGGGUGCUUGCCAGGAUAAUCCUGGGGAAAAUGCCCGGCAGCUUGCCCGAAUCGUGUGUGGUACAGUCAUGGCUGGGGAAUUGUCACUGAUGGCAGCAUUGGCAGCAGGACAUCUUGUUAAAAGUCACAUGAUUCACAACAGGUCAAAGGUAAAUUUACAAGAUCUCCAAGGAACCUGCACCAAGAAGGCAUCUUGAAUAACGUGACUUCUGAACUGCACCGUGGGCAUUGGGUUCGGAAGGACUAAACAUGAAAUCUGUGAAUUAAAAAGCUCAAUGCACGGUCUUAUUGAGGAUGAAUAGACAUGAUCAUUGAGAUGACCCCUCUGUUUCUGGCUCUUUGAGAAGGGUCUAAGACCCUUUCCAUGCCAUGCCAAUCAGAUCUGAGCCGUGUAGUGCUUCAUACAUUGCUCAUUGGGAAGAUCUCAGCUUCAAUAUACACUUUAAAUCAUCACAGAUGGGAAUCUAUAACCCACUUCUAAAAGGGAUUACAAGCCAGAAAAAAUGUGCUUUCUUUUGAUGAAAUUUUCUUUUAAUGAAACUGGUUUGUGGUGAUAAGUGCGAGUUUGCCCUUCCUCCCAGGGCAAAAUAAGUCUGGGUUGUAAAACUUGAAAUAAGAGCUAAUCUUACUUUUUUUUAAUGUAAACUAAUACUUCAUUUGGUGCUGGUCUAUUUUUAUUUCUUUUGGGUUUAGCCAACAAUUACUCUUCACCCAGGGACCUGUUUUCCUCAUGGGAAUAAUUUCUCUUAUUCUCAAACUCAGAGUAAUGUGCAGAGCAGUGUGAAAUAGUUCUCUAUCAAGAAAACAAAUCACUGCAUUUAUCUCGUAGGUUCUUUGUGCAGAGAGGCUUCUUGUCUAAAUAUAAAUGUUUGAUUCACCUGUACUAUUUUUCUGCAUAAGGCUUUAAGAAAAGAGAGUUUUUGUCCUCUUUAUUAAACAUGGAAGAGUAAUGAUGCUUGAACAAAAGUGAUUCUAUUGAUCAAGAACAUACAUGUCUGUAAUCUCUCAGAAUAAGAGUGUAAAAGGUUGGAAAGGUAAAUACCAUUUCUCUAAGCCAAUUUUAAGUUUUGAAAGGACACUUUAAUAGACUUAGCCAAAAACCUAGAUAGUUUUUCUUUUGGUAAAGAACUGUAUCAGACUGUAUAUGUUGUAAUAAAGCUUCAUAUGCUAGCAAUUUACUGAAAGUGUUCAAGAGAGAAAGAAAACCAAUUCGUAUACCGGUUUAAGUAACACUUGAAUCUUGGACCAGAGAAGCUAGUGUUCUUUCGUGAGAACCCUGGCUUGCUACUUGAGCCUAAUAAAAGGGAAAGUCAGCAUUUGGAGCCAGGGAAGGUGCCACGUGAAUGGCCCUGAAGGAAUGUGCCUUGUUCCUGUGGCCAGGAGGUGGGUGACUGAACCACGUACACAGGGCUCUUUGAUGGACCCAUAAGAGCUCAUAGCUUCCUCAGGGGGUCAGCAGAGUUGUUGAAUUUUCCUUUUUUUUAAUGUACAAGUUUUGUAUAAAUAAAGAACUCCUUAUUUUGUAUUACAUGUAAUGCUUCAAGUGUUGGUCUUGGAGAACUAAUGUCUCAUGUAGAAUACGGACUAUAAAAACAUUCCAGUACUGCCCUGGCAGCAUGGAGAGCCUCUGAAUGGUUGUAUUUGCAGUGUUACCGUUGAAGACUGACCUUUUCUGUUGUAUGUAAAGUGGAAAUGGCUUCUGUUAUGACUUCUCAGCCAGUGACAUAUUUACCAGAUGAUCUUUUCAUGAAAGUGGCAGUGAAAAGUAUGUUGAGUGUUCGCUUCGGUAAGACUAACCAGUGUGACUAUAACUUGCUAAGUCAAUGUUUUGUACAAUUACUAAAUUGUAUACAUUUGUUACACUUUUAUUUCCAGUACUAGUAAAUUAUGAAAAGGAAGUUAA